AGUUUGAACUUUGGUUUGGUGACUCUGGUUAUUUUGUUCAGAAUAAAGUGAAGCCUUUUCCAUCGUCUCAAAUUUUUAGUCCAUCUUUCGCAUGUCGCAUGUCACAGCCGGACGCAGAGUAGGAGUAAUCAGUAAAUAAAGUGAAACUUGAGUGAAAUGCGGUCAGAAUAGCAGCCAAAGCUAUUGUUACAUAAAACCACACAAUUCUUUUUGUUCACAUUUUUUCACUUACUUACUUUAAUUUGCAACAAAUGAACAAUCAACAGCAAUUUAAUCUUAAUUAGAUACCGUCAAAAAAGACGUUUCUGUCCUUUUUACCGAAAUUGAGUUAGAAGAAGAAGAAGAAGAAGAAGAAAUACUUUAUUGCACACAAAAAUACAAUUAUAAAUUGAAACAUUAAAAAACAUAAAUUAAACUUAGCAUGCAAAGAGAAUGAAAAUGAGUUAGAUCGUAUUAGUAGAAGAUCCGUAUUGGAAACUAGGUAUCUUCACCCAUCUGCAUAUUGGAUGAAAAGUGUUUUGUAUCAAAUUUAGUACGUUUAAAAAUAUAUUGAGAGUAGGUUACCUGAACAUUUCCUGGCCAAACUAUUAUUAACUAUCAUUAAUGAUAGUUCAGAGGAGUUUGAGGCAACCUGCUCAUAACAUACUUUUAACGUACUUACUAAAUUUUCUAUUAAACAAUUUUCAUCCAUGGGUGAAAGUAGUUUCUAAUACGGAUCUCAGACAAUUUGAAACGGCCAUCAUCUAUUUGUUUAAUGAGAAGUGUCUUACAUCAAAAUUAGGAUAUUAAAAAAUAUAUUGCGAGUAGGUUGUCUUAAAAACUCCUGGUUUUGGUAAACUAUUAUUAAUAAUGUUUAAUAGUAGUUUAGCUAGGAAAACUACUCGCAAUACAAAAAAACACGUUUCAAUAAACAGAUGGGUGAAUAUCGUUUCUAAUACAGAUUUUAGACUGUAAUGCAUAUUCGGAAUCUGAGAAAAAAGGCGCACCUGUCAGUUUUUUUUCAUUACCUUAACAUAUUACCCCAUAUACUAAGUACAAGUUAUUCUUAAAGCUAUCCCAUAAAUUUGAAUCUCAUCUGUAAGGAACCUAUCGGGAGAUUUUCUUUUAAUGCUCCCUGUUGUAGACGUUACAAUAGGAUUUUGUAUUUAUGUAUUUAUAAUUUUCGGGUUAUAUAAAUACGAGUAUAUUGCAUUUAGAUAAUUAUACACGUUGAAAUAAUAUUCUAGUAACACAUAUUUGUGUAUAUUUAAUUCCUUCCUUUUUGGCAAAAUAUCAGUGGCACUAUCUUGGCGUUACGAUUUUAUUUUUAGACUGGCAUCAGAUAGGUAUUUAUCACGUAAACGCUGCUUAAGUGCUAUAUGUUCUGUUGUACUAUAGAUACGAGUUUUCGUUUUGAGAUAACAGAUUACAGACCUCGUAAAACAGACAUACAGGAUAGACAGAAACCUUGCAUAUACAUUUUUAAUAUCCUACUACGCUUUAAUUAUCUCGGUAUUUUAUGUACAUGUAUAAUGUGGGUAGUAUACGAGGUCUAGGAAUAAUUAUCCCACGAGUAGAUACAUAGUGAUUGCGAAUAUUGAUCAGUAUUGGUUCGUAUCAGCCAUGACGAUAGGUACGUUACUGGUGAUCGCCGCGUACUGUUUGCAAGCUGCUACGGUGACCUAUCAAGAUGUCCUCAAUGACCGCCCGAUCAUUGGUGUAUUGUCUCAGGAAACGUCAUUGCAUCUACACUCAAAGUUUCCUGAAGAAAACUACACGAGUUACAUAGCGUCCUCGUAUGUGAAAGAUGUUGAGAAGUCCGGUGCAAGAGUUGUACCGAUUUUAAUCGGUAAACCGCGCUCAUACUACAGGGAUAUUAUGGGAAACAUUAACGGAGUUCUCUUCCCGGGCGGUGCUACGCAUUUCAAUCAGUCCAACGGUUACGCCGACGCUGCGCAACAUAUUUUUGAAAUGGCACAAAAACUGAACGACGCUGGGGAUUACUUCCCCAUUUUUGGGGUUUGUUUAGGGUUUGAACUGCUCGUCAUACUGGCGUCGGGACGAGGACUGAAUGAGAAUCGUAUACCAUGUCGGUCGUAUGAAAAUUUGCCUCUUCAUUUUACACAAGAUUUUCGCAAAAGCAAAAUGUUUCACGAUGCACCAAGAGAUAUUAUUGAUAUUUUGAAGAACAAGAACGUCACAGUAAAUGUCCAUCGGUACUGUAUAGUUGAUGAAAACUUGAGCUCCCAUAAUUUGACCAAAGCCUGGCGCAACCUGCAAACUUCAUACAGCAACGAUGAGAACGGCGUCCGUUUCGUUGCAAGUAUCGAAAAUAAAAGAUAUCCAUUCUACGGAGUUCAAUUCCACCCAGAGAAGAGUUCAUUUGAGUGGAAAUCGUCGAAGACUUACACGCACUCGUUUGAUGCUGUGAGAGCGAACAGAUACUUCAUGGACUUCUUCGUCAACGAAUGUCGUAAGAGCCAACGCGCGUUCGCCAAUACUGCCGAAGAGAAUGCCAAAUUGAUUUAUAAUUACGAACCUCGAUUCACCGGCGCCCUCGGCAGUAGCUAUCAUCAAUGCUACAUGUUUGAGCCGCGAGGCAACGUUUAACCGUUUUUAACUACUACCAAAGAGGCAAUUACACAGGAUACAGGAUUUGUGAUAUAAAUAGAUCAUCAUCAUUAACAACCCAUUUUCGGCUCAUUUCUGAGCACGAUUCUCAUCUCAGAGGGAAAGGGGUAGGGCGAAUAGAUCACCACGCUGGCCCAAUGUGGAUUGACAGACUUCAAACACGUAGAAAAUUAAAAAAGUAUCAGGUAUGCAGGUUUUACUACUACGUACCUACGCCCUCCAGAGUCGGAGGUCAUAUCAAUAAAAAAUAUAUAUCCGGGUUAUCACGGCUAUCUAUAGAUAGAUACGAGGAGAUAAUUUUUGUAGCGCGCAAAUUUCUUUUGGUGUUCUGCAUCGUUAUUAUUGUCAGUAAUAGUCUGUACUUUUUAAGUAAUGUUUUAUUUUCAAUUUCGGACUCUGAAAAUAACAAAAUAACGGACAUUAUUUUUAAACCCCCCCUUAGUUCGUCACGACUCAGAACCUUCCAGGUGAUCGUUUUGUGUAUCUAUAGAUGAGUCCAAUGGUAGGCGUCCACAGAUCCGCAUUAUACGCAUCGGACGCAUGGCAUCAAAUGUCCCAUACUAUGACCUUGUCCAGAAGGGGCGAAUUCGUCGCGAAUCGUAUCGCGCGAAUUCAUCGCGUUGUCGAAGUACUAGACAUCAAUACAUCGCGUCCACAAGCAUCGCGCGAAUUCAAAAUACGCGCGUAAAUCGUGUGCACUACGCCAGAAUCUCGAUUCGCGCGUAUUGCGCGCGUGUCGAGUCUAGGGACGCUUUGUUAAGUCCAGUUAACGCGCGAACCAAAUACACUGUAAUCUUCGGCGCGAACUCUAGAGCGAGUGCGCGUUCAACUCCAUGUUUCAUGAAUUACUGAAUUCCUCCCCAAAUGCUCGCCUUGUGGACGCAACAGUCGCGCGUAAUACGCGCGAGAGAAUCGCGGCCUUUUCGCCCUUUCUGGACAAGGUCUAAGAUACUACGCAAUGCACAGAUACCUAUUCUACAUCAAUGCAACGAAAGCAAUGCAAAAAAAUAAUAUGUUAGUAGUAGUAUACAAAAAAAUACAUUACAUAAAAAUUAAGGAUUUACCAUACAAACUUUCAAACCCUUCUAAUUUAAUUUUCGCUACAAAAAGUUUUACCGUCUUCAUUUUAUUAUUCUUCAUAGUAUGGUCUGAAACCGUGCCAAGUUUCAUUUGAAUUCAUUAUGUAGUUUCAGCGUGAUGCCCGGUCAACAAAAAGACGGACAGACAAUCGAAAAAUAAAAUAAUACAUUUUUGGCUUCAGUAUCGAUUAUAAAUAUAGGUACAAUUAAAAUAUCUUCAAUGCACAGAAAUGUACCUGUUCCAUUUUUGUUAUAAGUAUAGAUUUUUCUCAACUUAGAGCUUACAACUUACAAUAUGUUAUGUAAUGUAAUGUAAAUAAUGUGGUUGUCUAUAGUUCACCGCACUGUUCAAUCUUGAAACUUAACUAACAUUAUCGGGAAUAUGUAUCUAAUAAUAGUUAUGUAACACGUACGCAAACGCUUCAACUUUUAUGUAAUAGUUAUGAUAUAUUAUUACGUAGUCAAUACAGAUUAUAUCACAUAAAUACGUAUGAUUAGCUUAUCACGUAAAUUUAAAUAAUAAAUAUCUUACCUACUUAACUUUAUAGAAAGGGCAAAAAAAUUAAAAAGGUUUUAUUAUGGACGCGACUUUAACCGCGUGGAAUUCAGUUUUUCAUAAGUCCCGCAAGAACCAUGGAUUUUUCCGGGAUGAAAAGUACGUAAAGAAAAGGGUAAUCCCAUCCCCGGCACAGGAUUUUCCUAACCACCCUGCAAUUUACUUAGAAUAGAAUAGAAUCUCUUUAUUUGUCCACACACAAGUAAUGAAAUAAAAAUAAACAAACAGAACAUACAAUACAUACAUCUGGUCGUGGACAAAAAAGGUAUCCACCUCAGCACGAUGCCACAGCGAGCUGUGGCGCUGGUUUUCAGGUGAAACCUUGUGUGUUCACGGACGUGUCUACGUGACGUGUCUUAACUUAAAAGUUAUACAUGAUUACAUAUUAUAUAAUUUAUACUAAGUAAAAUAAAAUAAUGAAACAAAAAACAAAAAGAACAGAUUAAAAAAAAAUAACAAAAUUAACAUAUAUGGGAAGCUAAAUUAACAAGAAAAAUCAAACAAUAAUUACGAGUCAACCCGUAAAGUGAACGAUUUACGAGUAUACCUAAUCUUGAUAGUUCUACUUAAUAAUGAAAUCAUUACUUAAUGAAAAAAAAAAUCCUACAACGUUAAUUACAUUUUUAAUUCAUCUUUAAUUUGUCCACAACGGUAAAGAUUUUUGACCAUACAACCUGAGUUUUCUUCAAGAAACAUACUUUUAUUAAGCCAAUUAUUUAACCAAAUCCUUAUUUAUAUAUCAUACUAGCGGACCCGUCAAGCUUCGCUUUGACUUAUGUGCACUUCUUCCCUAUCCCUACACUAUAUUACUCAACCCCUACCCUUCCUCUACCCUAUCCCUACUCUACCCCUACCCUACUCCUACCCCUAAUUAAAACUCAAACGUUUAUAUGGGAAAUAGAAAAGGGUUGAUUUUAUGGUUUUCCCAGCAAUUAUUCUAAUUUUUCUCACCUUUUAAACCUUCCCUAUACCUCCACAAACAUUUCAAGACCAAGAUAACAUAAAUCCGUUCAGCCGUUCUCGAGUUUUAGCGAGACUAACGAACAACAAUUCAUUUUUAUAUAUAUAUAGAAGAUUAUCACCUCCAUAUACUUUUACACGGGAUUAUACCAAGGAUUCCUGGGCCGACGUUGUAUGGGCCGCUGCGCAUUCCCCUUUCAUCCAAAUCGCUUCAAUAGCGGCAGUGUAAUGGAGGAACAAAUAUACACACUUACACACAGACUCGCCUUUAAAAUAUUAGUGUGAUACUCUUAUACAGCGUCACUGGAAAUACAUAAUGAUCCCUUUAAUGGGAUGAUAGUAGGGAUCAUCAAUAACCAAGUCUCGGAUCCGUAGAUCAUCACUGUCCGAAGACUUAUCAUAAACACCUACCUAUAUUAAAACACGUACACCUAAAUCAGAUACUUCCGUAAAUAUACUUCCGUCUUCCGUAAGUCGAAAUUAACGAAUCAUACUAAUAUUAACGGGGAAAGUUUGUAUGUAAGUGUGUUUGUUAGUGAGUCCUUCACGCCAAAACUAUCGAACCAAUUUGACUGUUUGGAAUACUGAUAGUAUGUAUAACCUGCAUUAACUCGUAAUAAAAUAAAAAAUAAAAAGCCUUUAUAAAAAAUAAAUAAGCUUUUAACGUUACACACAAUUACUGAUAAAGGUAUUAAAAAGUAGGGUAAAAAAAUCAAAAAUCAAAAAUCAUUUAUUUCAAGUAGGCUCAAGCACUUUUAUACAAGCAAUUAUACAAGCACUUUUGACAUGUCAGUUGACUAUUUGUAAAGAUUCUACCACCGGGGUUAUACAUAGAUUUCUUUUUUGGGGUUAUAGCUAAAAAUAGUAAUCUAGCAUCCGGUUGAUCCCCUUUAAACACCUUGUCUUGCACAAACAAAGGCCUCCUCUAAUAUUUUGCACUCAAGUGUAUCGUUAAAUUAACUUGCCUCGACUCUGAGUAUCGUUCAAUUAACUUGCCUCGACUCUGAGUAUCGUUCAAUUAACUACUUUUUGCGGGAUUUGUGAAUUUCACUUCAAUUAUAUUUAAUUCUAAAUGAAUAAUACCAAUGUUAUGUUUAGGUAAUAAUAUUAUGUAGAAUAAAAAUAAAUUUUUAUGGUAAAUAUUCACGUCCAAAAUGCCAAAAGCUAUAAUAACUGUUAUUAGGAUAAAAUAUUAUAAUUUUAUAAUUUAAACUAUCGUGAGUGUUAUUCAUAUUAAUUGAUUAUGAAACACGGCUAAAACUCACGUGAUAUUAGUCAUGAGGCGUUGCAAAAACCAGCUUAUGACUAAGGGACCCGUAUGGGUUUGAAACUAGUCGGGCAUACUCCGACCUAAUUAUCAUGUGAGCUUUAGCCGUGUUUCAUAAUCAAUUAAAUAUUAUAAUAUUUUCAUUGUAAAAGAAAAUUUGCAUACUGUAAUAUAAGUACUAGUCGAUUGUGAAUGUCUAGAUAAUUCAAUAGUUUUAAGAUAAACAUAUACCACAUUCUAGCAAAUAAAUAAUGAUUUGAUUUGAAGUCGCGAGCGUCUGCUAGUGUAAAACAUAUGUUUACGUUCACAAACCACCCGGGAACCGGCAGGUCGCGCCAAUUACCCUACAUUUACGCUAAUGGAAAACAAUUCGUUCAGACAGCAAUCAUUAACUUCAACUCGCAGUCUCCACUCUGUUGAUGAGAAAAGUUUAAACAUACAUCGUAUUAUUCCCAAGAUAUUUGAAUCUAGAUUUCCGUUUGUGUAGCUCGGGUUAUUGAACUUAUGUUUAUAUGCAGGUUGUGUGAUUAGAUUGCAGUUUCUGUGCCCACGAGAAUGUCUGUCAGCUGAAGAAAACUUCAUCUACCGAUAGUGAAUAUGAGAGAUAAUCUCAAUGUCUAAUGUUAAACCAGAGGUUUGUUAAACAAGAGGUUCGCAACCUUUUUUUUUUCUCGAAGAUCACUUUCUAAUUUAACUGGUUCCGGUGGACCCCCUGCAAAAUUUCUAUCCAAAACUCAACAAAUGUGAUUAGAUUCAUCUAUGUAAAAUUUUUGUAGCAGCAGAAUCAACAGCCACCACGAAACAACAGUUAAACUAAAAUAUAGUGAGAAUUGAUUACAUAGUUAAUUAAAUAAUUGAUUGUGUGUGGAUGACAAAAUGUCAGUUACCUAAAUUGUCCAGGCAAAUAGUUAUUUCAGCCAAUUUACGAAUAGUGAACCCCCAUUUUUAUGUCACGUCAACGUAGACCCCCGCCAAGACUUCCGUAGACCCCUGGGGGUCCACUUGGGAAUCGAUGUUCUAAAUCUAUGCUUUAUUUUCAUUACUUUUAUGUACUUAGUAGAUUUAAUACAGCAUUGUCAACGGCGCAGGGUGCGCAGUAAAACUUUAAUAAGUUUAUAUAUGCACCUUAAACUGUACCAUUGUAUUUUAUUGUUUAAUUAAAUUAAAUAAAAUACUUAUAUUAAAAAGAUAUAAAAUUUGUGGUAUUGUAAUUCGUAAAAAAAGUAUUGUAAUCGGUUCCGUAGAUCUCUGGAUCUACGGAACCGAUUAUGAAAAUUCUUUUACAACUAGAAAGCCAUGUUAUUUGUAAGUGACAUAGGUUAUAUUUUAUUUCCGCAUUCUUACGGGAACGGGAACUGCGUUGGUGAAUCCGCAGGCCGUCAGCUAGUGGUAGAAAAUAUUUUUAUUCUUUUGAGAGUAGGUAUAGUUGUAGUUAACUAUUAAAUGUUUUUGAAUUCA
Messenger RNA from Bicyclus anynana (squinting bush brown), 7930 nucleotides. Its product is annotated as gamma-glutamyl hydrolase A. The coding region runs from base 1603 to 2589 and encodes 328 amino acids. Gene Ontology annotation, biological process: tetrahydrofolylpolyglutamate metabolic process. Gene Ontology annotation, cellular component: vacuole. The record is from RefSeq and is a predicted model, not a curated record. The transcript has 7 exons. Gene Ontology annotation, molecular function: gamma-glutamyl-peptidase activity. NCBI's taxonomy places the organism in Eukaryota, Metazoa, Arthropoda, Insecta, Lepidoptera, Nymphalidae.